Messenger RNA from Saccostrea cuccullata (small rock oyster), 1086 nucleotides. RefSeq lists its product as uncharacterized. The transcript is spliced from 4 exons. The record is from RefSeq and is a predicted model, not a curated record. Lineage: Eukaryota; Metazoa; Mollusca; Bivalvia; Ostreida; Ostreidae. Bases 13 to 768 code for a protein of 251 amino acids.
AUUGGAGCAAUUAUGCGGUCAUCAAGCAAUGAAAGCUUGCACCUGAACUGUAAACCAUUCAAACUUGAUGUUAUGAAAACGGAUCCAAGACCAAUAGAUGAAAUCGUGUGCAUCUACUAUAAAUUUACAGAUAGAAAAUUUUACCCGGAUUCUUGUACCAAGAAUAAGACUUUUGUUUGCGAAAACAAAAGCAAAGCAAAGGCAAACUGCACGAUGGUGUCUGUAAAAGAGGAAUUAGAAGAUGAAUGUCCAUAUCUAUUAGAAGUAGAUGGAUCAAGUAAAACUAAACCUGACGAAAAAAGUUGCAGGGACAUAUGCAUGAAAUCAAAAAGUUGUUAUGCAACAAUAUGGAACCCAACCACAAAUAAUUCAUGUACACCUUACCGGUACCUGAAAAAUUGUACAGCAAGAAAUAAUGAAACUCUUUCUCCUUCGACACCCAUUUGUCAUAAGAGUUUUUUUGUCUUCAAGAAAGGAGCGUACUCAGCGUCAUUUCCUCAGGUGCUAUCUGAACUCUGCCCAGAAAUGACACCAGAACGCCUUCAAGAAAAAGUUAACGUCCUUAAAACCAACCUGACAGUUAAUCGAAAAGACACCAACAAGUUCAGACGCACCCUGAUCAGCGCACCUGAUGACAGACGCUCAGCUAAGAACCUAGGCCUGGUGGGUGUGGUCGUCAUCUGCCUGGUAGCCGGGGUCAUCGUCUUUUUUGACUGUGUCAAUGUUGUGCAGCGUGUAGCAUGUCGUCUACGUGUUAAAGUUGACUGACUUUUAUCUUUCAGAAGAUAAAAUCAUGCAAAAACUGUUUUAAAAAAGUGACCGAUUACUUUUAUUCUUCUGAACUGUGUUAACUGUUAAUAUGAUUAAGUUAAAGGGUCUGUUUUUUUUAAUGUUGGUAUGUGUUGGGGGGUAAAUAUAUUUUUGCAGUAUAUGCAUAUACUGAUAUUCUGGAAACAUCCUAAUCUCUGUUUAAAUAUAUGUUAUCGAUUGAUUUUUUUAAUGAUCAAAUUUAUUAAUCAAUUGUCCAAUUAAUGAAUGUUAUUUGUGUAAUAAAACUAAUCAUACGUAGGGGUUGCGUUUUUUUCA